Messenger RNA from Arabidopsis thaliana (thale cress), 1608 nucleotides. Its product is annotated as RING/U-box superfamily protein. Bases 1 to 1608 code for a protein of 535 amino acids. NCBI's taxonomy places the organism in Eukaryota, Viridiplantae, Streptophyta, Magnoliopsida, Brassicales, Brassicaceae. Gene Ontology annotation, molecular function: ubiquitin protein ligase activity. The transcript is spliced from 2 exons. The record is from RefSeq and is marked reviewed.
AUGUCCUCGGAUAUGCGUGACGAGCGUUUCUUUUAUCAUCGAUAUCUUUCCGUUACAAAUAGAACAACUCCAACUACGGCAACAAACUUGCCAACAUCGACAUCGAACAUGCGAUCUACGAGUUUGAUGACACCAAGGGUUGCACAUACUUCAAUGUCAUCUGGAGGAGAUUUUCCCGACGACCGUUUUUUCCAUGCUCGUCAUCAGUCCGCUACGGAUAGAGCAGCUUCAAAUAGAAGCAGGGCGAUCAUGCCCAUAUCGACAACAAACGUGCCAUCAUCCACAUCAAACUCACCUAGGGUUUUGCAGACCUCAAUGUCGAGACGAGGUACCUCGCCAAUGUCCUCGUCGACGAGGAGGAGUGUGCAAGCAUCCAUGUCAGCACGAGAAACCGUACCAUCGUCGACAUCAACGAGGAGCAUGCAAACGUCUACGUCAACCCCGGAAAUUAUGCCUACAUCAUCAAGAAAUGUGAUAACAAGCAGCGAAGAAGUAGCAAAUACAUUCACUCAAACUUCUUACAUACAAUUUGGGAGCCUGUGGGAGACGAAUACAACUCCUUCAACUAGGAGUUGGCCGACCGUGCCAUCAUCAAACUCACCUAGAGUUUUGCAGACGUCAAUGUCGAGACGAGGUACCUCCCCAAUGUCCUCGUCGACGAGGAGGAAUGUGCAAUCAUCCAUGUCAGGACGAGAAACCGUAUCAUCGUCGACAUCAACGAGUAGCAUGCAAACGUCAAUGUCAACACCGGAAAUUAUGCCUACAUCAUCAAGAAAUGUGAUAACAAGGAGCGAAGAAGUAGCAAAUACAUUCAGUACUCAAACUCCUUACAUACAAUUUGGGAGGCUGUGGGAGACGAAUACAACUUCUUCAACUAGGAGUAGGACUACCGUGCCCACAUCGACCACAAACGUGCCUUCAUCAAACUCAUCUAGGGUUUUGCAGACGUCAAUGUCGACACGAGGUACCUUCCCAAUGUCCUCGUCGACCAGGAUGAGUGUGCAAGCGUCAAUGUUGGCACCAGGAACCGUAUCAUCGUCAAUGUCAACAGUAGAGAUUAUGCCUACAUCGGCAAGAAAUAUGAUAACAAUGAGUGAAGAAGUAGCAAAUUCAUUCACUCAAACUUCUUACAUACAAUUUGGGAGCUUGUGGGAGACGUUUAAAACUGUAACAAAGUUGUCGCGUGUAGCGAUGGUGGAGAAUGGAGAGUGUGUGAUAUGUCUGGAGGAAUGGCGCAAAGAAACGUACGUAACAUCAUCGACAUCGAACAUGCGGACAUCGAGUUUGAUGACACUAACGAGGUUCAUCGAUGAGCAAAUAUCUUUACGAGCAACCGUUUCGUCGACGAGGACGACCGCACGGUUGUUGACUAAUGAAUCGCCGGCAACGAUACGGGCGGUAGCGAUGUUACCACGUGUAGCGAUGGUGGAGAAAGGAGAGUGUGUGAUAUGUUUCGAGGAAUGGAGCAAAAGUGAUAUGGAAACAGAGCUGCCAUGUAAACACAAGUAUCACUUGGAGUGUGUGGAGAAGUGGUUGAAGAUUCACACCUCGUGUCCUCAAUGUAGAUACAAGCUUUCUUGUGUAUAUAAAAGCUUUUUGAUGUUGUGA